Arabidopsis thaliana (thale cress) is the source of this 408-nucleotide messenger RNA. Its product is annotated as F-box family protein. The transcript has a single exon. Lineage: Eukaryota; Viridiplantae; Streptophyta; Magnoliopsida; Brassicales; Brassicaceae. The record is from RefSeq and is marked reviewed. The coding region runs from base 49 to 408 and encodes 119 amino acids.
GUCAUUGCAAACAAAUAUCUAGGUUUACAAUCGGUGGUUGAUAACGUAAUGGCAGAGGCAGACGACGGCGGAAACGGAGACGGUGCCACCGCCGGUGACUGCUACGCUCAUCAUCACUACAGAGAUGUCAAACUAGCAAGAGAUGCAAGUGAAAAUAUAGACUCAAUCAGCUCGCUUCCUGAUGUGAUCCUCCAACAAAUCCUCUCCUCUCUUCCGACCAAUUUAGCUAUCAGAACUUCAGUCUUGUCCACACGAUGGAGGCAUGUAUGGUCUGACACACCUUACAUAUACUUUGAUGGACCAGGAACUUUGUAUAGGGGACUGAAGGCUGAUACGAUAAACAAAACCCUAGCUCGAUACAAGCUUCCCAAGAUUAUGAGUUUUCACCUCUAUACCAAAAUAUUUUAG